AAAACAGAUUAAACUUACCAGUAGUAUCAGUUCUUUGUAAUAAAUUAAAUAAGGUAAACAGUGAUUGGUUUUUAAUCGGCAUACAAAUAAUUUUUCAAUAAAGUGAUUAAAAAUAUAAAAUACUAGUUUCUGGUACCAACAUGACCUUCCGUACUGAAAAUGUGGCAGUUACAAGAAUCGCGAAAUUUUUGCCCCAAAUUAUUGCAGGAUUUGCAGGAACAUUACUAGCAAUUUCGGAUGGUAUGACGUUCGCCUGGACUUCACCCAUGACAAUCUACCUCACCAGCAAAGAGAGUCACAUAAAAACAACAAAAGAAGUAGUAGAAUGGCUGGAAACGGCAUUUCUGUGCGGGUGCUUUUGUGGUAUUCCCAUAACGCUGUAUGCAGUAGACAAAUUCGGAAGGAAGAAAUCUUUGGUACUCGUGUCUGUGAUGAUGUUGGUUGGCUGGAUUCUGAUCGGUUUGGCCAAUAAGAUGAUUUAUAUAUUUGCUGCAAGGGUUUUGGCAGGUAUAGCUAGCAACAUGGUAUACGUAGCAUGCCCAAUGUACAACGCCGAAAUAGCAGACGAAAAAAUUCGAGGAUUUCUCUCAGCAAUCAUGAUGGUAAUGGACCACACAGGCUCCCUUAUAAUCUACGCAAUAGGACCCUACACGCCGUUCUAUACUGCUCCUCUAUUAGGAUCCGUUAUAGUAAUUUUCCAAAUAAUUGUCUUCUCAUUUAUGCCCGAUUCGCCAUUUUAUUUAAUAUCUUCCGGUAAAAUUGCAGAUGCUCACAAGGCGUUGACGUUCUUUAAGCCUUAUAAAGACGCUGAUGAUGAAAUUAAUGUGAUUUCGUCUUCCAUUGAGAGCGAAAAAAGCGAAAAGGGACAAAAGCUUAGUAUAUUUGACACGAAAGUCAAUAGAAAAGUGCUAACAAUUAUCACGGUGUUAAAUCUAACACCACAAAUGUUGGGUUAUCCAGUCAUCAUUAUGAACCUGCACGUUAUUUUGAAAGCAGCAGGAUCCAUCUACAUGGACUUCUCACUUGCUGCUAUCACAGCUGGUAGUAUAAUGCUGGCAGCGACGAUCUUCUGCUCCAUAUCUGUAGACAGAUUUGGCAGAAGGAUUUUACUUCUAGUAUCAUCGACUGUAUCAGGUUGCUGUGUACUAGCACUAGCUGUUUAUUUCCACUUACAAGCCUUAUCCUACAACACCAUUCCAGUGAGUUGGAUACCGAUAGUAUCGGUAUUUAUAUUUUGUCUUUUUUUCAAGAUCGGCAUCGGUAUAGUACCCUUAAUAGUAAAUGCAGAAAUAGCUCCUGGUAACAUCAAAGCUCUAGCCGUUACGUACGGGGAUGGACUUAAAAUAGUUGGUAGUAUUAUAUCGGUACAGAUUUACCAAUUUGUUACGAAGGCUACAGGUCUCUACUUGCCUUUCUACAUUUAUUCCUGCUCAGCUGUUGUGUUAGGGAUAUUUACGUUUUUCUGGAUUCCAGAGACCAAAGGACACUCACUAGAAGAAAUUCAGAGGAUUCUAAAAUCUGAUUCGAUCGGAAAAAGAUAUUAGUUGUCUGUAUUGUUGAUAUUUAUUUUUUUUUACGAAUAAAGCAUUUGUAU
This is a messenger RNA of Diabrotica balteata, 1594 nucleotides long. The record is from the annotation of a GenBank genome assembly. NCBI's taxonomy places the organism in Eukaryota, Metazoa, Arthropoda, Insecta, Coleoptera, Chrysomelidae.